Messenger RNA from Chaetomium fimeti, 1087 nucleotides. RefSeq lists its product as uncharacterized. The coding region runs from base 317 to 922 and encodes 201 amino acids. NCBI's taxonomy places the organism in Eukaryota, Fungi, Ascomycota, Sordariomycetes, Sordariales, Chaetomiaceae. The transcript is spliced from 2 exons. The record is from RefSeq and is a predicted model, not a curated record.
CGGCAGCCCGGAGGAUUCGACGGUCGGUCCAUCCGAAACCGCUCUACCAUAGUAAAUACCUCCCUAAUUAUUCUUAGGAGGGCCUAUCCAUCUAAGCGCCCAAUGUUCGCUACAUGCAUAUGUCUUCGUGAGCGCGUGACUCCAAGACGGCGUCCUUGCCACAAUUGCAACUCGACGACAAAACGGGGCAUUUUCUUCGAUUUUAAACGAACCGCGGGCAUGCAUAUCCUUGACACGUCCAAUCCGACGUCCUCCUCCUGUUCCUCCGUACCUACCUAGCUUUGACACACCACCCGUCUGGAGAGCUACGCCGCCCAUGUUCAUCGAAGUCGCUCUUGUGGUCGUAGCAGCGGCCACAUUUCUUAAACUGGUCGUGAAGCCCCAACCCGAGAUCAUGGUUGAGACCAUGGACCCUCCAAUAUUAACACCGUACUUUGACCCGCCCCUAGAGAGGGUGUCAUAUGGCACCUGGCCUGGCGCCUUGGUGCUCGGCUGGCCAGCCAAGGGCGGGUUGUACGUGCUCAACGCGGUUUCUGCCGUCGAGCUCGAGUUUCUUGGCUACGAUCGGUUCAAACCAGUGUUGCGCCCCGAUCCGGCGGAUCCCGACACCGCCGCAGACGAAGAGGCGCACUGCAAUAAAAUGCGUUAUUUGGGUGCCGACUGGUGGGAGAGCGAGCACGCAUGGUCCGAGUAUAAGAGGGAACUCCCCCCCGGGCGCCUCGGCGAGAUCAUCUUCGCCACCGGCUGGCCGGCUGAGGGUGGUGUAUGGAUCCUCAUCGAUGAUGAGGAAAUCGGGGGAAAAAAGCACGCCGGCAUGCUGUUCAAUGCAUACACUAUGGAGGAGCGAUGCAACAUCAUCAAGCAGCUGGGCGGCACCUUCUACGCCAACCCGAAGGAUUGCCCAUCCCUAGACUUGCCGUAGGCGUGAAGGAGACGGGCCAUGUCUGCCAACAUGUCGAGGUGCCUGUUGACUUUGCUCUGAAGUCUGUGUUUGCCGUUGGCGGUCUGAUUGGUGCUCCGUGUGCGGAAGACUAGAGUCGAGUGGGAAACGCAGUUAGCAAACGUUGAUGAAAACGUUGUCCAACAA